Vidua macroura (Pin-tailed whydah) is the source of this 2528-nucleotide messenger RNA. RefSeq lists its product as uncharacterized. The record is from RefSeq and is a predicted model, not a curated record. The transcript is spliced from 11 exons. Lineage: Eukaryota; Metazoa; Chordata; Aves; Passeriformes; Viduidae. The coding region runs from base 363 to 1259 and encodes 298 amino acids. Gene Ontology annotation, molecular function: protein binding.
CAGGGCCGCGGGCGGCACUUUCUGCGCUUGGCCCUGCAAGGGAAGGUGCUGGCGCUGGCCGUGAGGCAGCUGGCACAGACCCCCCGACUCCUGGAGGUGCGCUCGUGGGGGGAGCUGCCACCCACAGGCGGCGGGCUGAGAAACAGAGGCGUAACCUGGGCUCUUUCACUGGGUUUCAGUUUUAUGAUCCAGGGAGCUCCAUCCUCGGCAGUGAAGAUCUCCGGGAGCCCUUCCUCUCGCUGCUGCUGGUGCUGACAGAGAUAGAUUUCUCCCUGGACCCGCAGAAUUGCAGCUUCUUGGACGAGAGCUGGCUGCUGCCGGUGUGCAGUACUUACGAGACAGUCCCGUGCCAAGCACUGGGGAUGGUGCUCAGGUAUGUGGAUGGCCGAGUCUUUGUCACCAAGGUACUCCCUGAGAGCCAGGCAGAGGUGGACGAGGUGGUGCUGGCCGGUGACAUCCUCGAUGAGAUCAACGGCUGCUCACUGAGAUCUGCCUCCCCCGGGCAGGCUGGGGCUGUGCUGCAAAAGCUGAAGGGACAACCGCUCACCUUCCGCCUGCUCCGGUGGCGGUGGCACGAUGGGACGGUCUUUGAGCCGCUCCUGCCCUACCUGAAGGCCCUGAAGGAGAAGGAGCCCCACUUCCAGCUCCAGCACAGCCCCCAGCACAGGGGCAAGGGGGGGCCCUGGCAGCUGCAGGGGGGCAGGCUGCUCUACAACCUGCGGUUCCUGGGCCAGACCAGCGUUGGGACGGUGAGGCUGUGGGGCAAGAGACCAGCCAUGAAUCAUCUCUUCUGGAGUUCUUUUCAUCUGUCCAAGGGUUAUUCCCUCCUUCUCAUUCCAUUUCAGUAUGGUGGCAAAGAGGUGCUGGAGGGGGCCAUCCCUGCCAUGCUGGAGAGGAGCUUGGCAGCGCGGGAGGUUUUAUUUGAUGUGAAGGAGACAGAAGUCCUUGUGCAGGAGAAGGCUUCUUCCAAGCUCCUGUGCCGCCAUCCCUACCCCUCCAUCUCCUGCGUGGGACGCUGCACGUGGAGCCCCAGGAUCUUUGCCUUCUGUGUGGUCUCUUCCCCCGAGAGCCCUGAUGGGAGCACAUUCGACUGCCUGGUGUUUGCAUCCAGUUCUGAGCAAGAAUGCGAGGAAAUCGUCGGGAGAAUCGGAGCUGAGGCUGCUACUGCAGCACCAAAUCAAGCAUUCACAAACAAAUCCUAUUACUCGGAAUCUUUCAUUUUCAGUUGGCCUAAAUGCAGGCUUUGUGGUUCUUCCUGAAUUACAUGGGCUACUGAGGAUCCUCAGAUUUGCCACGGGAACAUUCCUGGCAGGCAGGGUCCCUGGAGAGAACUGCCCUGGUGAUUGACCUGAGAUCACCGAGCCUCACCUAGUUUGAGCUGGUGCUUAACUUUGUGUCUAAGUUGUGAACCUAAUUACUUUGUAUCAAAGGAAUAUCUUCCCCUACAGCUUUAGCAAGGAGAUUAAGAAAAUACUUGUUUCAAAACCUACCAUUUCAAAACAGGAUUCUGGCAGGAUACUGCUGUGAGCCAGGGGCUGGGUUUGCUCCGAGUGCGCUUGGGGCAGUGUAGGACAGGGAGGUGAGGAAGAGGAGGCUGUGUAAGAAGGUGGGUGAGGAGUGCCUGUUCCUCCAGCUGAAGGAUUUAAGCACACGGAGUGGUUUGUCUAAGGGAGAAGCGCACAAUGAGGCACCACCGUCCCAGCAGUAGCUGAGGGAUGCAGGCCCUGCCUCCCAGAGCGAGUUGGGAUGGAUUUCAUGCUCUUCCUCACCAUCACGGUGGGAUCUCAUGGACAGCCAGCACCAAUUUAUUCAAGUCUGGUCAGAACUGCUGCUACUCUUCCCCCAGAACACCUCACACUUCCAUUGGAAUAAACCAAGCCAGGCUGGCUCAACCACUUCCCUGUGCUGCUUUCUGCGACAACUCCAGCCUUACUCGUAGAGCCUGUUCUGGCAGGGCUCAGCAGCCUUACCCUCCAAGCUCAGUGUUAAUUACCGUGGUUCAGGUGCAGUCUGAGCACUUUCCUCCAUCACAGCCCAGCAGCUGAGGAACACAGGCCUGCCUUAGCUCAGCCCAAAGGUUUGAAUCCAGAUUCCAUCCACAAGUGUGGAUGGGAAACGAGAAUCCCAUGGAGCACCCACCCAUGUGCUCAGCAGCCCAUCUGCUCCCAGGGUGUACCAUCAGCUGCUCCCCUUGCACACCAUCCCCCCGUGCAGAUCCAGGACUGGCACAGCCCAAGCCCAUGGGAACGCUCUCCCCCCUGCUUGGGAACAGCCAGACCAGUCACAAUUCCAAAAUAAACUUCCCCUGCAUGCACUGGAAAGGAAGAAAGAACUUAGAGCUAAGCUUGUGCCCUGCUUAGAGAAAAAUCCCCCAAAAACCCACUGCAGCCUCAGCCAGUCAUCCUGGACCCUACACAGCUGUAGGGCUCUGCUCUCACAGGCCACAGCUAGGACUCAAGCUGCACAAGAUCUCCAAAAUACUCCAGAAGUUCUCAGUUCUUCUGCCAGCAGAGGUUAAGAUGACACAG